Molecule: messenger RNA, 6682 nt
Organism: Anopheles coluzzii
Lineage: Eukaryota; Metazoa; Arthropoda; Insecta; Diptera; Culicidae
Gene: dlp
Product: glypican-4
Exons: 8
Coding region: 2004-4412 (802 amino acids)
Biological process (GO): regulation of protein localization to membrane; regulation of signal transduction; cell migration
Cellular component (GO): synapse; plasma membrane; cell surface
Source: RefSeq, a predicted model, not a curated record
ACAUUAAAACCUCAUUUCUCGCAGUACAAUCGAAGAGUGCGGACGUGUGUGUGGAUACCGGUCGCGGUUAGAUUUUUCGUUCGUGCGUCCCAACGGAAACGAACGUGCGCGGUGUGCGACUAGUUGCUUUUCGUUUGCUACUUAUAUUGAAUUAAAGUUAGUUCAUUAAACCUCUCGUUUUCAAGUCAAUAAAAGUAAAAAAAAAAUACUUUACACGCACCUGAUUUAUUUACAUUUUGUGUUGUUGUUCCGCGCGCACGCAUUGCUCACAAAGAAUCCGUUUCGGGAAAUCGAACCAACGCCAGUACAAACUUACUCUUUCUCGCAAAAUAGAAGAGGGCAAAGAAAGUCUGUUCGAAAUUAAUAGCAACGGGGCAUACACGGUUUACACAUGCGGUCGUAAAGUGAACAGUAAAGCCAAACCGCAAACGCCGUGCAGUUGGGGUGGCCAAUUUCAUUGAAAUCGUGAAGCAAUCGAAAAUCCCAUUCCGAGCCGCAGCAAGUGCGCGAAAGAAACAGGAAACGGCACGUGAAAGAGUUGACCGACGCAUACCCUUCACCCCCUUUCCCUCCUUGAUUAUAAAUCGUUCUCUCGCUAGACAUACCGAGAUCCGCCUACCCCCUAGCAUUUUCCCGUCCGCGGAAAAGGAAUCACUGAGAGAGAGCAGCAUCGAACGAGAGAGUGUGUGUGUGUGUUCGCGUUCAUCGGAGAAAAUAUUUGCAAGGUGUAUACAUACACCGUCGCGAUGGUAGAAAACAAAGUUUGAGCGAACAAACACACAAAGAAACGAACGCGGCGUCACCGGGGUAGAGUGUGUGUGUUUUAUCAUUUUCGUAUUCCGUGGUGUUUUUGGUUACUUCUAAUCGAUCAGCAAGAUAAAGCCCGCGAGAUACCGCACCAACCUCUUUCCGGACAUCGGCCUGCUGAAAUCAAACACGUGUGCGUUCGACCAAGGUGUAGCGCUGCAUCCGCGUGUAUCAACAAUCGCAGUAUGUGUGUGUAGGUUAGUGCGCGAGUUUAACUGUGUGUGUUGGUGAGGUACAAAAGGUACAUUGCCAGCCGCAACCGUCUGGUAGCGCAAAGCACAGCAACAUUAGUAAGGUGAAAAGUGUUCGUGCGCCACCGACCACCACCGCCGGUGUGUCUUUCAAAUGCCGCUGCGAUAACAACCCCCAGCGCAUGUGGACGCGGUACCGUUGAGCCGGGGAUGACGGUAGUAGAGCCCUUUGCCGGGGACCGUUCGUGCCGUGGUUAGAUGCCAUCCGUUCUGGCCGGUGCCAAAGAAAGGCAGGAAAAAAGGCCGUAACGCCGAUAGCGGCAGCAGAAAAGCCACCAUUAUUAUUUCCCCAGCACGACAACACCUUGGCUUUUGUGAUCGUCCGCACUCCAACAUCCCGCGUCACGGUAUUCGGACACGGAAGCUAAUAAGCGGCGUGCUGCUCUGUCAACGGUGUUGUUCCUCUUUUGGAAGGGAAGAAGGUCAGGUCUCUUUACCCCCCUUUUUUUUGCUUUGCUGCACCAGAACACCGGGUCAUAAUACACGUGUCUCAUCGUCAUCAUCAUAGCGCGCCCAAGUACAGGAACGGAAAUGCGGUUUUUCAUGUGAUAUAUGACAGCAGCGAUCAAGGUACCGGAACCAUCCACAGGAACGUGUCGCAGAUUGUAGUGCUUCCCGGAAGAAAGGGAAAGAGAGUGGAUAACCGCGGUCUGAGCAGGCGUGAAGCGUGAAGUGAGCGCAAAUUCGGUUGCCAGGGUUGCCCGUUGUGGUUACACGUGGAAGCUGUGGUGAAAAUAGUGAUAAUUCUUUGUUCAGGUAUUAAAGUGAUACUUCAAGCGCUUUGUUGCUGCUGCCGUGUCUUGAUGGUUCCACUGUGAAGCCCACAAGUGUGUCGCUACGGUUCGGUGUUUAGUGUGAGUCACAGAGUGGUCAGUUGUUCGAUUUACGCGCGUUUCGAUUGACGUCCCUUUAACGUCCAGUAGUGGUGCUGCUUCACCAACCACCAUGGCAAGCCAACGACGGACGAUGCAGAAGCUGGCGAAGGGUGCCGGUGUGGUGCCGGUCAACUUGUUGCUUUUGGUGUCGGUGUGUCUCAUCGGUGCCUUAUCGGGAGCCGGUAUGGUCAGUGCCAGUGCCAUUCCGGCGGCAUCCUUUCCGUCGAACGGGAACGGAAUUGCCAACAGUGCCUCGGCCGAUGUCGGCGGUCAUCAUCGCCGCCCGUCCUGCGUAGCUGUGCACCCGCUGCUGAAGCAGCGCGGCGUCGAUCCCAUCGACAUGCCCAUUGAUCCCAUUCCAGAUCUAAACCUCCGACACUGCGAGGUGCCACCGGGCGGUGGAACCUGCUGCACGCAGAUGACCGAGCACAAGCUCGCCCUGCACACUAAAACGAUGGUUGAGCGCAACAUCAAAGACAACAUCUCCAAGCUCUCGUCCGUGCUCGGCACCCGGGCUCAGCGUUUCAACGAAUUCUUCGAAGAGCUACUCGUUCAAUCCAAGCACGGGUUCCACGCCAUGUUCAAGCGCACGUACGGCACAAUCUACGAGCAAAAUUCGUACGUCUUCGCUGAUCUGUUUGCUGAGCUGGAGCGCUACUAUGCCCACGGCAAGGUGGACCUGUCCGAAACGAUGGAUCACUUCUUUAACAUACUCUUCCAGAAGAUGUUUACCGUGUUGAACGCACAGUACACGUUCGAUAACAAAUAUCUUGGCUGCGUUAGUGAGCACAUGAAGGAGCUAAAGCCGUUCGGAGACGUGCCCGACAUGCUGUCGCUACAGAUCAAGCGUUCGUUCAUCGCGACCCGCAAGUACGCGCAGGCGCUCGCAUCCGCAGCCGAGGCGGCUCGCAACAUGAUCAAUGUGCGUCUGUCGGCCGAAUGUACGGCAGCCCUGACCAGGAUGAGCACGUGCAAUGUGUGCGCCGGGCAGACCAAGAAACCGUGCGAAUCGUACUGCGUAAACGUGAUGAAGGGGUGCUUCCCGAGCUACGAAGAGAUCGGCACGGAAUGGGACACGUUCGUGAGCAAGAUGGAGCGCAUCGCGGAGCGGCUGCUCGGUCCGUUCAACAUCGUCAUGGUGGUACAGCCGAUCGAUGUCAAGAUCUCGGAAGCGAUCAUGAACUUCCAGGAAAACGGUAAGGAUAUUUCCGACCGCAUCUUCCAGGGCUGUGGGCAACCGGCACUGGGACGCAUGCGUCGCUCCGCCAGCAAACAAGUGGCGGACAGCUUUUCAACGAACGGGUUCGAAUCCCAGCCACGCUUAAUUACAACGAUGGGCCAACAGCAAUUGCCGCUAGUGGAGGGUAUCGGCCGGCGGGCGAUUGCACUGCCAGCCCCCGAUUCGACCGAGUCGGCCGAUUCGCAGUUUACGUUCGAAGGCGAAGAGCAAGACGAGGACACUGCAGCGGACGCAUCGGACAAGCGUAUCAGCAAGCGAGCCGCCGGCACUAAUGCAGAUGGUGGUGAUUCGACCAGCCGCGAACUGAAGUACGAACCGCUGCAGUUCUCAGACGGCGACGUACAGUUCACCAACAGCAACGGCCCACCGGUUAGUGGAUCGACCGGCAACAGUGCCGGCAGCGGUGACGGCAGUGCUGCUGGGGCACGGGCAAAUCGGCGCAAGCAAAAGGGCGGUCGGAAGCAGGCGAGCGAGCAGGACGAGCAGGACAUUCAGGAACCGAUGAUCGAUCGUAUGGUGCGGGACAUCCGCCAGAAGGUGAGCAACUCGAGGCGAUUCUGGACCCAGCUGCCCUACAUGCUGUGCAACAAUGAGGAGGUUGCCGAACCGCCCGCGAACGAUGCCAGCUGCUGGAACGGAACCACGGUUGAUCGCUACCAGCCUAAUAUUAUUUUGGGCGAAACGGACACCAAUCCGGAGUUCCCGAACAGGGUGUUCCAAGGGCGCCAGAGUACGAUCGUGCAGCAGCAGCUGUUCAUCCUGCGCACAGCCAUCAGCCACCUCAGCCAUGCGUACGUCGGCCACGCUGUAGAGUGGACCGAUCAAGAGGAUGGCUACUAUGGUAGCGGGUCCGGUCAGGGCAGCGGUAUCGAUUAUGAAGAAACGGCCGGAUCCGGCAUGGGUCUGUGGGAGAUCGAUGUGCGGAACGAGCGGCGACCGGGAGCGGACGACGUGUUCGUGCCACCCAAAAUCAGCUUCGACAGUCCGCGCGGUCCCAGCGGUGGCAUCUCCGAAAUCGGCCACGGCCCAACCACCAACGAUCUCGACUACACGGCAUCGGCCGGCGUGCCGAGCGUUGCCGGCAGUGGGGACGCUGCGGGUAGUGGUGGAGCCGGCGGCACUAGCACCGCCGGAAGCUCGCACACCACGCCGGUGCUGUCGAUCGAGCGCGCCCUACUCCAAUUCUUCCUGCCCAUCGUAAUGGCGUGGUUUGGUGGGCUGUUUGCCGAAUUGCUGUGAUUUGUUUCUAAACACUCUCGAACCCCGUGGUGCAACUACUACUUCUGGGAAGCUGUGAAAAGGGGCGCGCGUGCGCGUGGACUCGUCUCGGGCCCAUUUUCAUUUUUCCAUCCUAGGCAUCCCUGCAUUCUGCUGGGGAUGAUCGUAUACAUUCGGAUGUGAUUUUUUCUUUCUUUCUAUGAAAUUGGCUCGGAAUGGCUCCCCCAUUGUGUACAUUAUGCGCAGUUGUACAUGAAUGCGUCUGCUAGUUGUAUUUAUUUUAUUACCUUUUGCGAGCGCCGUAAGCAAGGAUUUUAAGUUAGCAGUUUUGCUAGAAACACUUCAAUCGAACGCGCUACUUAGCAGUUGUUUUUUUUUAAGUUUCUCCUCAUACCAUUCAACGAAGCGCACAUGCGAAGAGGGGGGCAUUCGAAAAUUGCGAACCAGAUCUGACUAACACAUAGUUACACAGAUGUAUUUGGUCGGAAUUCUGGCGUCCCUUAGCAAGCACCAUUCCACCAACUUCGGCCCCGUGUUGCAAAGCAACAGAACGUACCAGAUGGGCAGCUGUGUGGUAUGUCAAUUUCAAUACCGCGCACGAAUGCAUUUUUUUUUUUAAUAGAAGCUAAUUUUGUUUACAUAUAUUGAACAACAUUAGCAUUAAUGAAACAGAAGAAAAAAAAACAUUAAUGUGUCGGUCAGAUUCCAUUCUUUCCAACUUUGCAUUUACUGACCAUGAGAUUGAAAUUGAUUAGAUUUUGACAAGACAAAGCCCAGAACAAACCACUUCCCAGAAAUCAGGAGACUUCCAAUCCCUGCCGGCAAAUAUCGAACCGAACCGGCAACAGCCGAAAUCGAUUUCAUUACUAAUAUGCGUUUAGGCCUUAUACAUUUUCCCAUCUCUAGUCAAAUUGAAUAGUUUAAAUGUUCCCCGCGAGAUGCUGUUUGCCGGUUUGUGUCGCCCUGCGCCAGCGCUCCUGGUUUCCUGGGUGGUGGUGGGAAUGUUCGAAUCAAGCGGUACCGAACGGUUCUCCUUUUGCGCGGUUCCCUGAACUGAUUGGUUUUAGUGUGCACAUUUACGCCUGCUUUCUGCUUGCUUACUGACGCUUCAUUGUGAUUAGUUAAUAUCAAAUUACUGUGUUUUUUUUAAUCUAUGUACAUACGUAUCAUUAGAUGUACUAAAGUAUAAGUAGGUGAUAAAACCGUAGAUAGGACUGAGUAAGAAAUAACGGCAAACAAAUACAUAAACAAAAUAUCAUCUAACUAUUAGACACCAGGAGAAGGGCGCAAAUGGCAUUGGCAGAUUGGUAAAUGCCAAACAAACGCAAUAACAAAAAAGUGGAACACUCCCAGCCCCAAAACGAUAUCGAAUAAUAUACACCAUCAGCUGCGAUCGACGGGCAAACGGUGAAAAAUUUGGCAAACGAAAUAUUUAUCAAUUAUGUUAUUUUAUGCUAUUUUAUUGUAACGGAUUAACACGUGCGCUGUACUGUUUUAUCAUUUAAAAAAAAAGUUGCACAAGCAAUGCUACAGUUUUCGUUCGCACAUUCGGUCCGUUUUGUAGAAAAUGUAAAAAGUAACCGAUCAGAACCGAGAAGAGCACAUGUUGAUACAGUAUCGACCUCAAUGCUGAUAAGUGAUUAGCUGUGAUUCCUUUUUGCCGGACCCGGAAUGCAGUUUGCUUAAGAUGGCCAGUGUCCCAUAGCAUCCAGCAGUAGUCUGCCAACCUUUCACAUUAUCGAUGUUGUCCAGCUCAAGAAGAACCGAACCAGGAGGGCAGGUGGAAGAGUAUUAAAAACAAUAGGAAAACAAAUAUUUCUUUUUUAACAACAGCAACAAAAUUAAUUGGCAAAAAAGCAUCCACGCAUAGGUCGGCGCUUAGGAUCAGGAACGAUGAGCCAAGUGAAAUAGUAAUUGUAAAUAGAAUUACAGUAAUAUAUACUUAUGCAUAUAGCGAUAUACAUGCUCCAGCAACUCACUGCGGAGGGAUAUAGACUCCACUAGAUGUAUCUGAACAGCAAUCGGUUUAGCACCCAGCCCGAGCACUCAUGUAAGUUCUAAAUCGAUAUAAAUGGGAUAAAUAUUGAGCAAAACCCAAGCAAAUAGUGUGUGCGUACUGCUGUUAGCACCGUAGACUGUCCGACCGAAAAAAAGCCUUUCCAAGAGUAUACUAGUUGUGUAAAGCGUGGUGUUGUGAGGCAUAAUGUCGAUGGCACACAAGAUACAAUCCCUAUGUAAUGGAUGAUGCGAAUGCGAAUACUAAACAUUACGAAAUAAGUUUUCUCCCCCCC